AUGAGUGGAGCUAGCUGCCCAAGCACUGCCUAUGCUAUGCCCUCAGGCUUAAGGCCUAAUGGGCAUAACCAACAUCAGGCAAGCAAAAGAGACACCUGCUCUUGCUUCCAGAUGCCACUGCACUACCCAAGGUACAAGAAGAGUGACUAUGAGACGAUGCCUGAGUGGAGACUUGACUGCUUGUUGAAAGAGUAUGGGCUGCCUGUUGUUGGAGAUGCUAACCAGAAGAGGAAAUUUGCCAUGGGAGCCUUCCUUUGGCCUUCAGAGAACGAGUGA
Molecule: messenger RNA, 276 nt
Organism: Dovyalis caffra
Lineage: Eukaryota; Viridiplantae; Streptophyta; Magnoliopsida; Malpighiales; Salicaceae
Source: the annotation of a GenBank genome assembly